This is a messenger RNA of Musca domestica (house fly), 582 nucleotides long. Its product is annotated as cuticle protein 16.5-like. The coding region runs from base 1 to 582 and encodes 193 amino acids. Gene Ontology annotation, biological process: positive regulation of transcription by RNA polymerase II. Gene Ontology annotation, cellular component: RNA polymerase II transcription regulator complex. Gene Ontology annotation, molecular function: transcription coactivator activity. The transcript is spliced from 2 exons. The record is from RefSeq and is a predicted model, not a curated record. NCBI's taxonomy places the organism in Eukaryota, Metazoa, Arthropoda, Insecta, Diptera, Muscidae.
AUGUUCUGUAUAUUUGUCAUUGUAACCCUUGCACUUGUGGCCAGUGCCGCCGCAACACCCGGUUACUUGGGUGGCCUUGACCAUGGUUAUUUAGGCGGUCAUGCACUAGCUGCUGCUCCAGCCAUUUCUUAUGCUGCACCAGCCUACACGAAGAUUGCAGCAGCCCCUGCAAUCUCCUAUGCUGCUCCGGCGUACACAAAAAUUGCCGCUGCUCCAGCUAUUUCCUAUGCCGCUCCGGCCAUAACUAAAUACGCUGCCGCCCCUGCCAUUUCAUAUGCAGCUCCUGCAAUAACCAAAUAUGCUGCCGCCCCAGCAAUCUCGUAUGCUGCACCCGCCAUUGCUCAUGCUCCGGCAAUUUCAUAUGCUGCCCCAGCUAUAACUAAAUAUGCCGCAGCUCCUGCUAUCUCAUAUGCUGCACCAGCCAUCACCAAGAUUGCGGCUGCUCCUGCCAUUUCCUAUGCUGCCCCAGUUGCUAAAUUGGGUUAUGCACCAGCACCCGCUUUGGGUUUGGGCUAUGGUCAUGGUUUGGGUUAUGGUCAUGGCUUGGGUUAUGGUGGUUUGGGUUAUGGCCAUGGUUGGUAA